Alnus glutinosa is the source of this 997-nucleotide messenger RNA. RefSeq names its product DNA-directed RNA polymerases II, IV and V subunit 8B-like. Gene Ontology annotation, biological process: DNA-templated transcription. The coding region runs from base 407 to 841 and encodes 144 amino acids. NCBI's taxonomy places the organism in Eukaryota, Viridiplantae, Streptophyta, Magnoliopsida, Fagales, Betulaceae. The record is from RefSeq and is a predicted model, not a curated record. Gene Ontology annotation, molecular function: DNA-directed RNA polymerase activity. Gene Ontology annotation, cellular component: RNA polymerase I complex; RNA polymerase III complex; RNA polymerase II, core complex. The transcript is spliced from 6 exons.
CUUUUGAAUAAGAUAGUUAUGCUCAGGACUGUGCCGUGCGGCUUGGGCUGUGCUGUACGGUGUCCGUGUGUUGUGGGUUGCUCGGGUGGUUCGUACGCCGUGCAUGGAGAAGGUAACCGUGCGUGGUGUCUAGACGUGUGAAGAGGUGGCCCUGCGAGGCGGCGCGAAGCGGUGAGCCGUGCGUGAGUUGUAGGAAGAAGAAGAAGGCUGUUUGGCUGCAAGGGUUGUGUGUCCAGCCUGAGAAGCCCGGCCCAUUGGGCCCAAGUAUUCCUCUUCAGUUAGCCCUAAUAUACCUUGACCGAAGCAGCCAAGCAGGAGUAACACCCUGAUCACUGACUCGAGCUUGCUCUACCAUUGAAGCCCCAGCUUUCAAACGAAACAAGGUGUGCAUUUGCUGUUGACAAACAUGGGUGAGCUCCUUUUUGAUGAUAUUUUUAGGGUGGAACGUGUGAAUCCAGAUGGUAAAAAGUUUGAUAAAGUUACUCGAAUUGAAGCACGAAGUGAGAAGUGUGGCAUGUUUAUGCAACUAGAUGUGAAUACGGAAAUUUAUCCUAUUGAUAAAGAAGAGAGAUUCUUGAUGGCAUUAUCUACCACUCUAAGUUUGGAGGGUGGGCGGCAGUCACUUGCUGACAAGUUUGAAUACAUCAUGCAUGGGAAACUAUAUAAGAUUUUAGAUGAAACUCAGGCUAAAACUUCAGAUGGAGGUUCGGGAUCUGGGGUCAAAGUGGAGAUAUAUGUUUCGUUUGGUGGACUUCAGAUGAUGCUGAAAGGGGAUCCUUCCCAUUGUGCUGGAUUUGAGCUUGAACAGCGGUUGUUUCUCCUUAUGAGGAAGUUGACAUGAAAAAUUGAAAUGCCAUGCUAUAACAAAAUGCAGUCUGUUUAACUUAUUUGAUUGUAAAAGCCCGCUUAUCUCCAGACUUCCAGUUGGGCAUGUUACUCUUGUUUUAACUGGUGGUUUGGUUGUUCAUACACCAAAUUUAUGGUGAAAUUUGGCUUU